CUUAUAUAUGGCUAUUAUAGAAGAUUAUAGACAGGCAUAGAUUUCUGCCUUAGAAUUCAGAUAGUAAACAUCAAAUUUGUACAAUAACUAAAUAAAUAAAUACUAGUAUAGAAUGGUGGCAUGCCUUGCAUGCACUCCCGAUACUCUUCCGGGGAGAAACCCAUUCCCCCGGCGCUCUAACAAUCAUCAUCAUCAUGGGCAGCAGCAGCAGCGAAGGUUUGGUUAUCGGAUUGCACUGUCAUUACUCCAAAACUGUAGGGAUUUCAAGCAACUUAAGCAAAUCCAUGCGAGAAUCAUUCGAAACGGACUCUCUCAGGAGCAAUCACUCCUUGCAAAACUCAUUCGUCUUUGCGACUCUUACGCCAAGAUGGACUAUGCAACUCUUUUGCUGCUCCAUCACCCCCUACCAAACCCAAACCCCCCUUUUGCUUCUUCUUCUUCUUCAACCUUCGCUUGGAACCUCGUCAUUAGGUCCCACACCCUCAACGGCAGCCCACACCAAGCUCUCCUCCUCUAUAACCUCAUGAUCUGCAGAGGCCUACCACCCCCCGACAAGUUCACCUUCCCAUUUGUUAUCAAGGCCUGCCUCGCUUCCUCUUCUCUCCACAAAGGAAAGGAGGUCCAUGUGCUCGCUUUCAAAUGUGGCUUUUCCCAUGAUAUAUUCCUUCAAAAUACCCUGAUGGACCUCUAUUUCAAGUGUGGGGAUUUUGAUUAUGGCCGUAAGGUGUUCGACAAAAUGCGUGUAAGGAACAUAGUCUCCUGGACCACCAUGGUCUCUGGCCUCGUUGCCUGCUGCGCUGAUUUGGAUGCUGCUCGUCUGCUUUUCGAACAAAUGCCUAUCAAAAAUGUUGUUUCCUGGACAACAAUGAUCAAUGGCUAUGCCAGAAAUCGACGUCCCCACGAUGCCUUUGAGUUUUUCUGGAGGAUGCAGCGUCAUAAUGUCAAGCCCAAUGAGUUUACACUGGUUAGCCUGUUAAUCGCUUGCGCUGAACUGGGGAGCCUGAACUUGGGUCGCUGGAUUCAUGACUUUGCUCUCAAGAAUGGGUUCACUAUGGGAAUUUUCCUCGGAACGGCUCUUAUUGACAUGUAUAGCAAAUGCGGUAGUUUGGAGGAUGCGAAGCAAGUGUUUGACAGCAUGCAAGUUAGGAGCACAGCUACGUGGAAUUCUAUGAUUACCAGCUUGGGAGUGCACGGGCAUGGAGAGGAAGCCCUGGAUCUAUUUGCGAAGAUGGAGAUGGCAAAUAUACAGCCAGAUGCUAUUACUUUUGUAGGAGUUUUAUGUGCUUGUGUACGAGUAAAUAACGUGACUGAGGGUCGUAAGUACUUUAAAUAUAUGAGUGAACGUUAUGGUAUCACCCCUAACGCAGAACACUACACUUGCAUUAUUGAACUCUGCAGUCAUGACAACAUGUUGGAUGAAGCUUGCAAAUUAGCAGAAGUGGAUGAUAUGCCUUCUUAGCCAAACAGCAAGGAUGCUGGGUGAGUCAAGCUGCCUAGGGUCAGCAAUGUGCUUGUUCUCUCCAUAUCAGCUUCUCCGCUUAAAGUGGGACAUGGGUUGAUUUUCUGAUACAAAAAUUGAUGUUUCUUCCAACUAUACGGCAAUUUAUUUCCCACACAAAAAAGUGAGCUUCUUUUCAAAGAAGGUUACAAAAACUCCAAGCCAAAGAUGUAAUGAUCGUUACGAAUCUUUACUGAUACAGUGCACAAAAGAUGUUUGGGCUAUAUUGGUUUCUUGUCAUACAGCCAGGUUUUAACUACUGUAAGUUCAGUUCAUGUAUUCCCAUGGUUUACCUCUAUUAUUUAUAGGAUUUCCCCUCUUGUUUGUAACAAGAAACCACAAGAAUUCGGCAAGUCAGGUGUUUGAAGAUAUUUCCGAGAAAUAACCCAUCAACUCAGUGCUGUUGAAAAACUUAUUGUAUACCAUUAGUAUGCAAGAAUAGAACAAUCCAUCUUCUUAGUACCCGAGAGGCAGAAAAAGUGUCUGGGGUCUAAAAUUACAAAACCAAACACUUUCAAGUUGAGGCACCACCGACCUGCAAUGACCUCUAAUUUAUUCUACUUCUAGCUUUGUGUUGAACUGCAAAGGUACAAAAUGAUCCAUUUUGUGUGUUGUCUCUAUUGUUCUUCAAUCAGGGAUGAGAAGAAGGACGAAGGGCUUUGGAAAGAGAAGCAAGGGAUUAAAGGAUAUGUCAGGGUUAAGAACAAACAGGACAUUGCAGUGGGUGAUGGAAAUUUUUAACUAGCAUGGGGAGGAAGAGGCUGAGCCUGCUUUCAAGGUAGAUGAUCUUCUAUACAUGAGCACACCUGACCUUCUUUGCACUUUUUCUUUAUACAUUGGUGGUAAUAACCAGACUGAAGUUAUGUAUGGGACAACAUUAGUUCACAGGCUGUAGAGUUAAAUCAUCUAGCAUGUCCAGAUAGUCUGUAAGAAUAUAAGUCAAGAAAAUAAUAAAAGGAGAAUAUGAUCUCUUGCUUAAAUUAAAUUGAGGUUGCUGAGGAAUUGGAGCUUACUACUAAACGAUACAACAUGUAAAACCUAGAAGGUUAUACAACUAUUUUCUUUAUUUUUGCCUGUGAAUGAUCCACAAUUCUUAAAUCAUGUUCUCUGGUUCUGUGGGAGCCGACUAAAAAACUUGCACAUUCGGCAGACAAAGCAUAUCUGGGCCCAUCCAUCAUGGACCCAAACCAAUUAGGCCCAUUGAAUCAUUGAAUUUCAAACGCUGAGCAGGUUGUUUGCUGAUCGGAUGAUACACCGACUAAGUGAUACCGACAGUAUCGGCAAACAAGAAUGCCACGUAUCAGAGUAGGUCUGGGCUGUACCUUUUUAGAGGUGUAGUAGGAACUUGGGUCCUGGCAUAUUAAAAUGAUGAUGGCAAAUCGGUCAUAUUAUGUAGGACAUAUCUACAUUAAAUGGCUAUAUAAGGAAGGCAGAUAGAAGAAGAGAGGUAUGCAUUAUCAACCAAUUAAACUCUCUUUUUGAAAUAUUUUACUCAUUACAUAAUCUGACUUAAUUGUCGGAGUGCUAAUUUCGGCACCCCCGAUUGGAGUGUUUCCUGUUUUAGGCACCGGAGCAAGGAUAGAGCAAAAGCCUGUUUGAGACGAAGGAAUAUUGUUGAACCACCCCUCAUAGGUUCAAUAUUUGAUCAAUUUUGCUUGUAGUUUCAAUUCAUACAAUAAAAUUUCUAAAAUUUAUAUAAUGAUAAUUUUGUGUUUUUUGUCUCACUCUAUUAUUCCUAGCCAAUCAUAGACGAUCGCCACGACUUUAUUCCUAGCCAAUGAUGCACAACCCUAGGGUCCAACUAGUUUUUUUUUUUAAAUAAAUUAAUUAAGGGUUUUGGUAUUUGAAUGACCGCGUAGAAAAUUAAUUACUAAUAGUUGUUGACGAUGAUAGUUGUUAUUAAGAGAUUUUCUAAUCAUACUGACCAUUGACAAACCCUACAAAAUUAAUCCAAAUAAUUUCUAUAUAAUUUUACACCAGUUCAAGAAUGCCUAUUGUACGGGGUGGAAAUAUUCCGGCAAGCCCGUACUCCUUUCUUCCAAGCUCCGUUUACGUCUGAUCACCUGCGAGCAAAUAACGGUGAGCUGCCCGGCGGUGUGUGGCCGGAGAAACCCUCCGACGAUCAAGUUAGCACACACCUUAGGUUAGAGAGAGAAAGAGAGGAGUGUUAGGGUGUAGGAGUUUUCUUACAAAGUGUUCAUCCGUCCGUAUGGGGGGCGCCGACAUGCUUAUAUACCCUCUACGCCCCAUAUCCACUCCCAGUCAACUCCUGAUACGUGGCUCUGCUAUCCCAUCUGUCAGCAUAAACCUUGCUGAACAUCACCUAAUCUCAACUGCCUGCCUUCUCAACCAGAGCCCGGCAGCCUAGCUUCUCUAACCACGGCCGGGCUGUGCUUAAUACCCAAGCACUUCACUGGCCAAGGCCAAGGAAGACCGGGCUAGGCGGCAUCUCGGCAAAGCUUAGCCCGGGGCACCUCCUGUAGUCGGACUUCCUGCCGAUCAAAUGAUUACCUCGGCUAACCACGCCUUUCCGGGCGCCGGUCACUCAGCUUGACUAGCUCCACCAUUGCCUGAUCAAGCAGCUCGGUCCAACCGAGCUCUGCCUUGCCGAGCAGCUUCUUUACGGUCUGGUCGGCGCAUGUUUGGCCCAACUCCUGCCCGGCCCAAUUCCUGGCAGCCCGUCAACGGGCGGAUCGCCAGUCAUCUCGGCCCCAUGCAUCAUUAGGCUCUCAACCUGCUCGGCCGUUACCUCGGCCAAACUCCAGAUCAUAAAUCUCCCUCUCAAU
Messenger RNA from Camellia sinensis, 4284 nucleotides. NCBI's taxonomy places the organism in Eukaryota, Viridiplantae, Streptophyta, Magnoliopsida, Ericales, Theaceae. The record is from RefSeq and is a predicted model, not a curated record.